AUGACCAUGAAUCCGACAUUGUAUUUGUACCGAUUUCCCGGGCCACGGGGGCCGGGGCCAUAUACAAUGAAAUAUUGGUGGACCCUAGGAUGUUUUCCAACUGGCAGAGAAACACCAUUUCGUUUGCAGGAAUUUUUGUUAACUUACCAGCAGGAGCAUGUACCGAUUGAGGUGGAGGAGUGGCUUUGUUGCUUUGUGAAAGAUCCACUGGCGGAGCUCCGGAAUGCUUGCAAAGAUUUGUUUGAUGCAGCUGAGGCGUGUCCAGAAAAGGAGUCUACGCGUGGAUAUAGAGCAAUUCAACCAAGUGUGAUGCCUUUACUAGCGCCAAUGAAGAAAUUUGAGAAGCAACUUGGUAUUAGAAUUUCUCCUACUGGACUUCGUGCGGUGGUGUCUAGUAAAGUGUUAAAGGAACGUUUCUUAGAUGACCUAUUUGAAUACAAGGAAUUGAUUGAGAAAGAAGGGAGUACACCACAUCGCCGUUUGGCUAGAAGUAAUCUAGAGCAAUUGCUGCCUGAAGAAGAGACAGACAACUCUUCCUUGUCUACACAGCAUAUCGACCCAGUGGUUCCGGAGUUGGGUAACUUUGUGGGUGCUGUCGCUUCCCCUCCAGAUACUACUGCUGCUGAUGAAAAGAAAUUGAUUCAUUUGCUAACAACUGUUUCAGAAGGUUGUGUUAGUUGUGGCCACUACGAUGACGCAAGUUCAAUGUUGGCUGGCGCACUGAUGUUUUGUCAUGACGCAGAUGCAAAAGCUGUUAUUCAUGCAAAUUUGGCUAUUACCUUGUUACUGAAUGGUGAUUUUAGGCAGGCAGAAUAUAAUGGAAGAGAGGCGGCGCUUCUGCAACCCAAGGCAAAAUCUCUUUCCUCUGCAGGUGCUAGGGGUUACGCAGCAUGGGCUGCUGCUGUCGCAUAUCAAGAUGAUUUUGAGAAGGCGGAACGAAUCAUAAAUGAUGCACUUGCUUUGCAUUCAACUAAUGAAGAAAUUAAAAGCAUGGCGGUGCAGCUUCGAAAAUUGCGUGCAGCACAAGCAUCUUUAUCUUCUAGUGGAGAAGUUCCAGAAUCGUUGAGGGGUAGCAGGUAUUAUUUGCCGUCACAGCAGUCAAGAGCGCUUGCUAAGGGAAAUGGCAAGGCGUUUGAUAAUGAAUUUGAUUGGGCAUUGUUUAAGAAUAAACUAUACCCAAGCAAAAUGAAUCCAAACACAAACGAAAUGGGUUCUGUUUUCCGUCGUGUGGGUGACAUGGGACUGUUUAUUUCAGGUUCAAGAACCAUGGAACGACUAUAG
Trypanosoma conorhini is the source of this 1281-nucleotide messenger RNA. RefSeq lists its product as uncharacterized. Gene Ontology annotation, molecular function: protein binding. The record is from RefSeq and is a predicted model, not a curated record. Lineage: Eukaryota; Euglenozoa; Kinetoplastea; Trypanosomatida; Trypanosomatidae. The transcript has a single exon. Bases 1 to 1281 code for a protein of 426 amino acids.